AUGACAGAACUCGAUAAUUGUGCUCAAUCCAUAUGGCCACUCAUAUCCAAUAUCAAUGGCUCCCUUUCAUUCAUAAGUUCCUUCAUAUCCCUUCUACCCCAAAUAAUAGAAACAUAUCAUGAUAAGACAGUCAUUGGUUUAUCACCAUAUUUUUUACUAGCAUGGUUAUGUGGUGAUAUAACAUCAUUAAUAGGUGCCAUUUUAACUGAUCAAUUAUCCUUCCAAAUCAUAUUGGCGAUUUAUUUCCUUUUUAAUGAUUUAUUUGUUUGUGGACAAUAUUACUAUUAUGGGAUCAUUCAUAAAAAUAAAUUAGCUACUAUGAGUCAUGAACCUAAACCGCUACUCACAACAAUUGACAUCGAUAUGGAUAAUAACACCAAUUCUAACACGAACGGAGAUGAUGACCAUUCAAGCAACUCCAACGGGUUGGAAGCAAUAAGAAGUAGAGAUAGCAGUCAAAGAAGGGCUGCUUUAAUCACAGCAUUGACCAUUGCAAAUUCUAUAAAUAGUGCUGAAGCACAAUCGCUACCACCACCUUCAUCAUCUCCAGUCUUAAGAAAUAAUCGAAUCGGUACAAUAUUAUCAUGGAUGGGGGCAAGUUUCUACGUCGGAGCAAGGAUACCACAACUAUAUAGGAAUUAUAAGAGGAAGUCCACCGAUGGAUUGUCUCCUUUCUUGUUUGCGACUACAUUGUUGGGGAAUAUCACUUAUAAUGUUAGUAUUUUCACAAGUUGUAAUGUAUUGAUGAAUGAUGAUAAGAUUGGGUUUAUUAAGAAUGAAAUGCCAUUCAUAUUCGGGAGUGCGGGCACUAUUAUAUUCGAUUUGAUUUAUUUUUAUCAAUAUUAUGUAUUAUAUGCUGAUGAUUUGAAAUUAAGAGAAUUGGAACGAGAAAUAAUGGAAGAGUGUAGUAAUGAAGAUGUUGAUGGACAAGGAGUCGAGGUAUCAGAAAGGACUGCAUUGUUAUUAUGA
This is a messenger RNA of Naumovozyma dairenensis CBS 421, 969 nucleotides long. RefSeq names its product Ypq2p (gene YPQ2). Lineage: Eukaryota; Fungi; Ascomycota; Saccharomycetes; Saccharomycetales; Saccharomycetaceae. The record is from RefSeq and is a predicted model, not a curated record. The transcript has a single exon. Bases 1 to 969 code for a protein of 322 amino acids.